UCGGCGGGGCGGGUGUGGACGCCUGCGGCCCGGGGCGAGCCCGGCGCACGGCGCGCGGGGAUGGGGGUCACGGUGGACGUGCGCCAGGUGUACAAGUACCCCUUCGAGCAGGUGGUUGCCAGCUUCCUCCGAAAGGAAGGCACUUGGCAGAAGGGACAAUCAUAUGAGGAUCUCUGGGAAGCAUUUAAUCUGAUUUUUCACAAUGAAGAAGAUUAGGUACGACACGAAGCAGAAUGGUGCAAACGGGAAGAGUACGGGCUCUGACAUCAGCCGGGGGGACCGAGUGCUUCUAGCUGUCUGAGAGGAGUAGUCUGCAGAAACCUUUACCAACUUGGAGUAAUAAAGAGAAGAAAGAACAGGAAUAAAGUAUCCCAACCCCAUGGAUAAAAAUGUCAUCUCUGUAAUAACUGUGGAGGAAAAAAGAGAUGUGUCAACAGGGAUCAUCUAUAGAAAGAGGAUUGCAGUCUGUCAGAAUGUGGUUCCAGAAAUUUUAAGGAAGGUGAGCAUUUUAAAGGUACCUAGUAUCCAGUUGGAAGAGGAAUCGUGGCUCAAUCCUCAGGAAAGAAACAUGGCUAUACGGAGUCACUGCCUUACAUGGACACAGUAUGCAUCCAUGAAGGAAGAGUCUGUCUUCCGGGAAAGUGUGGAAAAUCCAAACUGGACAGAGUUCAUUCAGAGAGGCAGAAUUUCAAUUACAGGGGCUGGCUUUCUCAACUGCAUUUUGGAGACUUUUGCCAGCACAUUCUUAAGACAGGGAGCCCAGAGGGGAAUUAGAAUAAUGGAGAUGCUGCUAAAGGAACAGUGUGGUGCCCCCUUAGCUGAAUAAAGAAUCCGCAGGGACCUGUGUUGUCCUAAUUUGCUCAAGAAUCACUUCUUGGCCCCAACACAUCACUGAUGCAGUUUUUGAAAUCCAACUUUAAGGAUACACUGUUGGCAGCUUCAAGAAGAGGAGACCCUCCUUCCAGGACAUGAAAUGAUACACUCCCCUGGGAGCCUGCCUCAGAUAGUGGCACUCAUGGACAUGAGACCUGCUAGCUGGGUUUUUAUGGCACAGUCUCUUUAUGAUUUACAAAUAAAGGAAAAAGAAAACCAUAGAAGGUGACGUCUGCCCUUCUUCAGGAUGUCCCGCUGACUGCCUGGUGACAGUGUCAGGGAAGCCAAGGACAGGCUGGAGGCCUGGCAAGUGGUGCUGGUGCCCAUAUGUUAUCAGCCUCACUGCUCAUGGGAUUCAUGAGAAGAUUCUGGGACGGAUAAAGGAGUUAAACCUGAUGCCUGAUGCAUGAGUGUCCUACAACAGAAAGGAAUAUACCAGGCCAGUGUUGAAGCUAAGCUACAUUUAGAGUAAUGUUUGGUUCUCAGAAAUUGAGAGCAUUUAAUGUCUACCCAUAAGUACUACUUAACUGUCACCAGUAUGGCUUUUAUAAUGUAACCUGUCCACAGUAUGAUUUGGUCUUCUGAAAGAACAUGGGUUGGAGAGCGGGAAGGCAGGGGGUGACUUUGGCAUUAUGUGACAUGGAGCGCAGCAUGAACCUCUCUGUGUUUCCCUGGCAAGUGGGGCUACCUGGGCACAGGUGUUCUGUGUAGUGAUGAUUAGACAAGGAAGGGAGUUUAGUAUGAAAAGCACAGGUUUGGGAAUUUGACAGAACAAGUGUUACCACCUACUAGCUCAAUGAUUGAUUAUCUGCAUAAUUUUCAUUUUUUCCAAAGCUCCUUCUUUUUCAUUGCACCACGAGGCUAUAAAAUUAACUUUGUGAGGUGGUCGGAUCGAUUUGGGAUUGUGUGUAUAGAGUGCCUAGUACGCUACCUGUUGCAUCGUAGAAGUCUAGUACCUAGACGCCAUUACUAUGUGAAACCAUUUUGAAAAUGUACUUUUCAAAUGUAAUAUGAGGUAGUAUUACUGUUUGAAAAUUAGGUGACAGUAGUUUGCAUUUACCAUGAUUGGAAGCCAAAAUAUAAGUGCACACUACCUAAUAGGAAGCUUGAACAGAGGCAGUAAUUUGGAAUUCAUCUGCUUAAGAUAAAAAUUGGGCCAUUACUGGGAAGUCUUGGGGAAAUUGUUCUUUUUUUUUUAAUAUUUGAAAAAUUUUCCACUUAGUGCAGUGAUGAAUAUCAAAGCAAUUUUAUUCUUUAUACAAGCCUGCCACUGUGAGCUUCUUCUUACUGUAUUUGAGCUGUUUGUGCUGCUCGAGUUCUGUCUUUUAGGAUAAUCUCUCCUCAUUUUCUUAGUGUCUCAUUCUUCAGGUGUGUUGGAGAGAAAAUGAAUGGUAGAAACCAGAACAAAACUUUGACUUCUUUUUCCAGUUUGUCAGCGGCAUUUGGUAGGCUUUUGGAAUAAUAGCCCAUUUCAAAAAAUAAGAGGCCAUGUAAAUGAUCACAGAGGUGAGAGGUUAGAAAUCCGUAUGACACUGAAAUAAACUUAAUGCAUCCUACCCAACAACCUACAUCCUCUGAAGCAGGAGUUCUCAGCUUUUGGUGUUCAUUAGAAUCAUCUAGGGAAUGUUAUGCACUUUUGCUGAUGAGGGUACAUCCUAGAGCAAUAAAUACAUCAGAAUCUUGGAGAUUCUGGGUGGAACCCAGGCAUCCAUCCAUACUUUUUAAAGCUCCGUAGGUGGUUCCCAUUGGCAACUAGGGAUGCGAACACUAGACUGAAUUCUUGGUGAUUUUCAGACAUUAUUUGAUUUCUUUCUUAACACCUCUGAGGUAGGAAAGGAUAUUUGUAGCAAGAAUUUUUGUUAGAAAUACAAAGAGUGGGGUGCCUGGGUAGCUCAGUCAAUUAAGUGUCUGACUUUUGGUUUCAGCUCAGGUGAUGGUUCAUGAGUUUGAGCCCCACAUCGGGCUCCACACUAACAGUGU
This is a messenger RNA of Prionailurus viverrinus (fishing cat), 2853 nucleotides long. RefSeq names its product PRELI domain containing 2 (gene PRELID2). Gene Ontology annotation, cellular component: mitochondrial intermembrane space. Gene Ontology annotation, molecular function: phosphatidic acid transfer activity. NCBI's taxonomy places the organism in Eukaryota, Metazoa, Chordata, Mammalia, Carnivora, Felidae. Gene Ontology annotation, biological process: phospholipid transport. The transcript is spliced from 10 exons. The record is from RefSeq and is a predicted model, not a curated record. The coding region runs from base 380 to 826 and encodes 148 amino acids.